AAUUCAAUUUAGUUUUCUUUCCAUCUAUGUAUUUUCCUUUUUUUUUUCUCUUUUUUGCUUUGAACGUUUUUUUUCUUGUUCUUUUCAAUUCAAAUCAACUUUAUAUUUAUUUAUUAAAUUUAUUAAUAAAUUACAUAUAAGGUAAGAUUUGAAUUGAUUUAGAACUUUUUUUCCUAACUCAAAUAAGGAUUUUAAUUAAUUUCAAAGUUCUAAUAUUAAUAACAACUAAAUAAUAGUUUAAGGAAAAUAGUGAAAAGAUGAUUCUGUCUAGAGAGGAGACUUUUAAUGAAGAGUAAAAAGUUCAUCACUUUCUUAAGACUCUUCACACUUUUAAUAUAUUAUAGAUUAUAAAUAGAUAUAGAUAUAGAUGGAAUAUAGAUUAUAGAUUAUAGAUAUAGAUAUUCUUUUAAAGAAAUUCUAACUUUUUAUUUUCAUAAAAUAAUUAGUUUUUUCAUGAAAUUCUAUUUUUUUUUGGAAAUUUAUUUUCACUUUAGUAUUUUUGUAACUUAAAAAAUACUCCAUUUCUCCAACACUGUGGCUAAACAGAACUGUAACUCUAUUUUCGACUUUAAAAGUGAAUACAUUUUUUUUUUCAAUUUUCUAAAAUUAAAUCCAUCCCCACCCUCGGCCCCUCCCCUCUUCGUUUCUCGUUUUUUUUUUCUGAUACUUCAAAACUUGCUGAACUUUCGCACUUUGACUGCAUAACCUGUGCACCUUUAGCUUAGUUAUGAACCCGCCAUUUCAGUUGAUUAUAAGAAUAUCAAGACAGAAUGAAUCAGUGAUACAACGGUUGAGAAAAAUUACAAUUACUGUUGGGGUAGCCACAUAUAGUUAAAAGGGUGAUCAAUCGAGCACCUUUUCUCGAAAAAUUAUACAAUCGAACACCGUUAGUCGGAAAAUAAUUUGAAGUCGGAGUAUAUAAGUCAAAAAUUCUUCUUCACAGGCAUAUGUUAAAUCGUGAACACCUUGAUAAACUUUCUGGCUUCACCACUUGUGAGUUAGAACCCACUAGCAAUGGACGGUCAGAAAAGCCAAAGGAGAAGUCAAUCUUCACUUCUUCGAUCAUCUCCCACUAUCCGGUCGUCCAUCCACAACGGAGAUGAUCAAGAGCCGGACAUUGAAGAACAGAAACCCCACAAAAUCGCCUCAACUCCGGUUCAACCGGUUUUAUCACCGUUCUAUUCCGGUCCAACCAUGAUAGCAGUUUCCUUUCUCUUUAUAUACGCGCUGUUCUAUUUCUUCAAGUUCAAGAAUCUGCUUCUAUCACUGAUUUUCAUUGCGAUUUUUCUGUUCCUCUCCAGAAAGUACAAGAGGAAACUUGGUUUAAUGUCCAAUAAUAGUACUAGUAAAGUGAAAUGGUUCAUCGGAGAGCGUAUAGAGAAGAAGAAGGCGAUAAUAGCAAAAGAAGGAGUAGAAGUUUACAACAAUGCGGAUGUAUAUGAAGGAGAAUUUCACAAGGGGAAGUGUAAUGGUAGUGGGGUGUAUACUUUUUCUGUGAAUGGUGGUAAAUAUGAAGGUGAUUGGGUUGAUGCGAAGUAUGAUGGAUAUGGGGUUGAAUGUUGGACUAGAGGGAGUAAAUAUAGAGGGCAAUAUGGGCAAGGAAGGAGACAUGGCUAUGGAGUUUACAAGUUCUUCAAUGGAGAUAGUUAUGCUGGGGAAUGGUGCAAUGGACAGAGUCAUGGAAUUGGGGUACAGAGUUGCUCUGAUGGUAGCUGUUAUAUUGGUGGAUUUAAAUGUGGUGUAAAACAUGGCCAUGGCUGUUAUCAUUUCAGGAAUGGGGAUCGGUAUGCAGGGGAAUACUUUGGAGACAAGAUUCAUGGUUUUGGUGUAUAUCACUUUGCCAAUGGGCACUGUUACGAAGGGUCAUGGCAUGAAAGUCGUAAGCAAGGUUACGGAAUGUACACAUUUAGAGAUGGUGACACAAGGUGUGGUGAAUGGGCCUCUGGCAAUCUCAUCACUCCAUUGCCCCCACUGACUGAUGUUGUCCUUCGAGCCGUUCAGGCAGCUAGAAAGGCAGCAGAGAGUGCAAUUAACAUACGUAGGGUGGAUAAUCAAGUGAACAAUGCAGUGAUGGCAGCAAACAGAGCUGCCACUGCUGCUAGAGUUGCUGCUAUCAAAGCUGUUCAAAAUAAGAUGCAUGGAGAAUUUUGUGACACUAAUAAGUAAAGUUGGAUAAUUGUACAUUUACUACAUAUACAAGUAGUAUUGCAAAGUAUACGAAUGAAUAUUUCAAAGCCACCCUGGCUCGCAAAAUGCUUUGCUGGAGGCUGAGUUUAAGAUGAGCUUUUCCCAA
Molecule: messenger RNA, 2293 nt
Organism: Capsicum annuum
Lineage: Eukaryota; Viridiplantae; Streptophyta; Magnoliopsida; Solanales; Solanaceae
Product: MORN repeat-containing protein 1
Exons: 3
Coding region: 1015-2166 (383 amino acids)
Source: RefSeq, a predicted model, not a curated record